Molecule: messenger RNA, 2151 nt
Organism: Oryzias melastigma (Indian medaka)
Lineage: Eukaryota; Metazoa; Chordata; Actinopteri; Beloniformes; Adrianichthyidae
Exons: 3
Coding region: 301-924 (207 amino acids)
Source: RefSeq, a predicted model, not a curated record
CUGAGCUCCCAUAAUCGGAGCCAGGCCCUGGCUAUUCUAUUGUGUCAGCCUGUCUGUAUUGUGUUUGUUUCUCUGAGCAGCGGCUGGACUGGGACCAGCUCCUCAGAGGAUGGAUAGUGAGUGAGUGGAUGACUCCGUCUCUUUAGUUUCUCUAUGUCAGGCGGGAUUCACAGCUCUGGAGUAUUUUCCUGCACUAAUAUAGGUUCUCAGUCUGAUAUCAAAACUCACCAGCUGAUUGAACACCAAGUUCCAGGACGCCAUUGGUCUAUUCAGUGUUUUUUCUGACACCCAGAGAACACAAUGGACACCUCAGAACUCCUGCUGCUGCUGCUUCUCCAGCCCCUGAUCCUCGGUGUUGCUGAUCCAGACCACCACCUUUCUACUGAGCAGACUUCUGCAGCCACGUCUGUUGACCACGGUGUCAGCACAGCAUCCAUAGAGCCCAGCCCAGAAACCACAGACUCCACCAGCAACACUGAACCCUAUCGUGGGGACUGCUUGAUUGACACUGAGAUGGGUUUGGUAGCUGUUGGGUCAGCAGGAGGGUUGAUUGUCUGCUUGUUGGUUGCGGUUGGGGUGCUAACAUGUCAGGUCUGCGUCCUUCAGCGCCGUGUUUAUGUCCCCCGAAUCUCAAGGUCCAACAUGGACCUGGUGAGCUCUGCAGGGUACUGGGCCUCGGACAGAAGGGAGAGCGGAGGAAUUGUUGGACCAUGUGACACCAGUGUCAUCCUUGAGGAAGUCCGAGCUGACAGCAGCGCAGAGGAGGAGCGGCAGCCUGACACACAGGGGACGGCGGCGGGAUACAACGGGGGCUCCACAACAAAGCCGCUCCUUCCAGAAGAGGAGGCCCUGCUGACGUCCAGCUCCAAAGAUUCCUGCUUGGAGAUCCCCAGAGAUUUAGAAGACACCCCCCUUGUUGUGUAAAAGGGCUACUUCCUCCUGGGGAGACCCAGGCCUGGCCUAACCAGUUUUCUGUUCUGAUGGACAUUAACCUAGCACACCUUCCCGUUUGUUUCCAGCUGGUUCAUCUCAGUAUAAAGCUGACUGAAGCCAUCCUGGAGCUCAGAGCUGCUGUAAACACUAAACCAGUGUGCAAACAGAAAUAAAUCCAGUCAUUACAGUCUUAGAACCAUAACAGCGUAUGAAACAGCCUUUAAUGACAAGCCUCUGUUUUUUAUGUCAAAUGUGCAAAGACUUGGUUUCAUACUUAGAAAAGCCCCGUUUUCUCCUUGUUUACACAAGUUUCAUUUAAUAACCAAGUUUGAGAGAUGUAAAAUUAUGUCUGCCACCCCCAACCCGCUGUAAAUAGGAUACCUGCAUGUUUUGAACUGAUAAACAAAAGAACAAGAAGCAUGUUUAAGAAUUUACAGUUUAAUCAGGGUGCAUGUUGUUUGGCACACAUUGUUGUUGCAGAACAGCUUAAGUGGCAGAAAGCAACAGGACCCUUAACGAGGGUCUGAGCUCAAUUCAGGGUGUCUUCUCUGACCUGAUAAACUGAGAGUCACAAAAACACAGAUUCUCUCCUUACAUCACUGCUGCUGUUAACCACCCUGCACCUUCACACCUCCACAGACACAGCACCAUCAGGUUUUAAAUAAAUUAUUGUAAUUAGUCGACUAAUCCCCUAUUAUUUUUUCCAAUAAGUCGAUUAGUCAUGCAUAAACUGGAUUAAAAACUCACAUCUUAACCAUCAUUAAGCUUUAAAAUAACUACAAAUAAAGACAAUUAAGACGAUAGUUUAUUAAAUUGAAUCCUGCAGCUUUUUUCCUUCAUAAAUUUCUGGUAUUAAUCAAGAUUAAAUCAAAUGAGGUCGACAUCUGAAACAAUGGACUAUUUUUCACUAAAGAUAAAGUUUUGGUCUCUCUGACUCAAAUAUAACUAAAGUCCAUUGUGUGGUGCUGAACGGUCACAACUAUUUAGCUUCACUGCACUCUGACUCUACAGAAUUCCAAACAACAAUGUUCUUACUCGAUGCAGGAAAGUUAACAUUUCUCCAUGUCUGCAGAAAGACUUGAUCUCUUCAGAGAGCAGAUGUUCCUUCAGCAGAGACAUUUCAGUCUGAUGGGGUCGAGGUCACAGGGAUGCACACGAAACAUUUAGAGGAAACGCCCAUCAUUUUUACUCCAUCAUUAAAGAAGAUCAUCUUUUUUA